UAUGUAGUGAAAACUAAUUUACAUUAAUGGGCUUCAAACAGAAACUGAUGUACCAAGAAGAAAGUGGUCUUUUUGAUUUUAGGCGAACAGAAGUUUCACCACUGUUGUUGGUGCUUGACAGGAGAGAUGAUCCUGUAACCCCAUUGCUCAAUCAAUGGACCUAUCAGGCUAUGGUUCAUGAAUUGAUAGGAAUCCAAGACAACAAGGUGGACUUGAAAUCCAUUGAUAAAUUUUCAAAGGAUCAGGAGGAGGUUGUGUUGUCGUCGGAACAAGAUUCAUUUUUCAAAGCCAACAUGUAUGAGAAUUUUGGAGAUAUAGGUAUGAAUAUCAAGCGGCUGGUUGAUGAAUUUCAGCAAGUGUCAAAGAGCAACCAGAACAUCCAAACGAUAGAGGACAUGGCCAAAUUUGUUGACAAUUAUCCUGAGUACAGAAAAAUGCAUGGGAAUGUGUCAAAGCAUGUGACUUUGGUAACAGAAAUGAGCAAGAUCGUCCAACAGCGAAAACUUAUGACAAUUUCACAAACAGAACAGGAACUGGCUUGCAAUGGAGGACAAGGGGCUGCAUUUGAGGCAGUGACAAAUCUACUAAAUGAUGAUAGCAUAUCAGAUGUGGACCGGCUGCGUUUAGUCAUGCUAUAUGCUUUGCGAUAUGAGAAGGAUAGCCCUGUUCAGUUAAUGCAGCUUUUCAACAAACUGGCUUCCCGAUCUGCCAAGUAUAAAUCUGGGCUCGUCCAGUUUCUUUUAAAGCAAGCAGGUGUUGACAAGAGAACUGGUGAUCUUUUUGGAAAUCGAGAUCUAAUGAAUAUUGCCCGUAAUAUGGCCCGUGGGUUGAAGGGUGUUGAGAAUGUGUAUACCCAGCACCAACCCCUUCUUUUCCAAACCAUGGAAAGCAUCGUCAAAGGACGGCUGAGAGAUGUGGACUACCCAUUUGUUGGAAAUCACUUUCAACAAGGAAGGCCACAAGAAGUAAUCAUCUUCAUUGUUGGUGGGACAACUUAUGAGGAGUCAAGAUGUGUUGUUCUACAAAAUGCCAGCAAUCCUGGAAUUCGGUUUAUACUUGGUGGCUCUUCUGUACUCAAUUCUAAGAGGUUUAUUAGGGACCUGGAAGAAGCUCAAAGGGUAGCUCGUUCGAACACCAGCAUUGUUUGAAAUCCAUCCUGGCACAAUUUGCAUUUUAAUAUGUUUUUGUUUUGUUGUUUCAAUUAUUUGAAACUAUAAAAUUAGGAUUAAUUGAAUUCUAAAAUUUGAUUAAUUUAAAAGGAUAUUUUUGUCUAAUCAAAUAAAGGAAAGAAAAGAUGU
Molecule: messenger RNA, 1298 nt
Organism: Arachis duranensis
Lineage: Eukaryota; Viridiplantae; Streptophyta; Magnoliopsida; Fabales; Fabaceae
Product: vacuolar protein sorting-associated protein 45 homolog
Exons: 9
Coding region: 27-1148 (373 amino acids)
Biological process (GO): vesicle-mediated transport; intracellular protein transport
Cellular component (GO): Golgi membrane
Source: RefSeq, a predicted model, not a curated record